AUGUCUGCUCCCGCCAACUGCACGCUCGCGACAUGCUCGAUCAAAGAGUACGGGCAGAUCGACUACAUCCCCACCCUCGUCGGCAACGCCAUCUACACGGGCAUCUUCGGCUUCUUGCUGCUGCUCCAGGUCUUCUUGGGAAUUCGGUACCGGACAUGGGGGUUCCUGGCGGGCAUGGCGUGCGGGAUCGUGCUCGAGGUGGUGGGCUAUGUUGGGCGGCUGAUGCUGAACGCCGACAUCUUCGACAAGAACGCCUUCAUCGUCUACCUGAUCGGCCUGACCAUCGGCCCGGCCUUCCUGACAGCCGCCAUCUACCUGUGCCUGAGCCGCAUCAUCACCAUCCACGCGCUGGAGCUGAGCCUGCUGCAGCCGCGCACCAUCGCCGCCGUCUUCGUCGCCUGCGACUUUGUGUCCUUGCUCCUCCAGGCCACGGGGGGCGGGAUCGCCGCGAGCGCCACCGACAACGACAUGAGCCAGGUGGGCGUCGAUGUCAUGAUUGCCGGACUGGCGUCACAGGUCGUGUCUCUGGCCAUCUUCAUGGCCCUCUGUGGGCAUUUCGCGUGGAAGGUCUACAAGAACCCCAACAAGCUCAACCCGGAGCACGCGGCCCUGCAAAGGACGCUGCGUUUCAAGGGCUUCUUGGUCGGCAUCGCCAUCGCCGUCCUCACCAUCACGGCGCGUUCGUGCUACCGGCUCGCUGAGCUGCAGGACGGCUUCAGUGGCGCGCUCGCCAACAACGAACUGGUCUUCAUGAUCCUCGAGGGCCCCAUGAUCAUCACAGCCGUCGUGGCCCUGACGGUCUGGCACCCCGGCGUCGUGCUGGGCGCCCGGCUGUGGGCCGACGCCGGCUUCCACGGCAAGCAGUCCACGACCACGACCACGACAGCGGACCAUCUGGGCCACUACAAGGAGGUCAUCGACAGCAGUGCCGAGCAGAUUGUUAUGCCGUCGCUUCCGUCUCAGGUAUGA
This is a messenger RNA of Fonsecaea erecta, 969 nucleotides long. RefSeq lists its product as hypothetical. NCBI's taxonomy places the organism in Eukaryota, Fungi, Ascomycota, Eurotiomycetes, Chaetothyriales, Herpotrichiellaceae. The transcript is spliced from 2 exons. Bases 1 to 969 code for a protein of 322 amino acids. The record is from RefSeq and is a predicted model, not a curated record. Gene Ontology annotation, cellular component: fungal-type vacuole; plasma membrane.